AUGUGUGGGCCAGACGCUGUGGACAGAGUGCUGGCCUUGGUCCUCAUCCGUGUCCUCGUCAGCUGGCACGGACAUGCCCACGUGUCCAACCGCACCUUUGCAGCCCCCACUCCCUGGCCACCUACCUACCCAAACACCCACAUGCACACUCGCCCCAACGCUCACCUGCUCCCUGCAGCCCCGCAUUCCCCACGCCCACCCCACAGCGAAGCGGCCCCACACCCCCACCGGGAAGCACCACCCCGCAAGACGGACAAACCCGCGCGGAAGCAGGAGCGCCUCCCCGCACGAGGGCAGAGCCGCGGACGCUCGGGGAGGCGAGAGCUGGAGGCGAGCGGGGCGCGGGCCGUGCCCGGCCGCCUGUGGCUGGUCCUGGCGUGGCUGCUGCUCGCGCACGCGCUGGGCGCCGCGGGGGCCCCAGGCAACCCGCGGAGACCCCGCAGCUACCCGCACCUGGAGGGCGAAGUGCGCUGGCGUCUGGACCCCAGCGGCCGCGUGCAGGACACCCGCCGACGCCACAGGCCUGGCAGCAUCCUUGAGAUCCGCUCAGUCUGCGUGGGUGCUGUGGCCCUCAAGGCCAUGCACUUGGACUUCUAUGUGGCCAUGAGCUGCCGGGGCUGCCUCUAUGGGUCACGGGUCUGCUCUGUCCACUGCAGCUUCCGGGAGCGCAUUGAGGAGAAUGGCUACAACACGUAUGCCUCGCUUCACUGGCACCACAACAACCUGCCCAUGUUCCUGGCGCUGGACGGGAGGGACGUCCCGGUGCGGCGUGGCAGCCGGACGCAGCGGCAUCACCUAUCCAGCCAUUUCCUGCUGGUCCUGGUCUCCUGAGGCCCUGGAGGGAGCCCAGCCGAGGCUGGGGAGUCCCAGGCGUGGCCAUGCUCAUGUCCAGUUGGUAGUCUCGUCAUAGCAUCAAGAGCCUGCUGUGUAUCCCAGACGGCCCUCAAGAAGCCCCAUCUGAGUCUGAGGUGCGCUGGACAGAGCUGAGCCAUCAUGGGUACCCAGUCACCAGUCGGGGCUGCAGAGACCCCAACAAGGCACUUCCCAGGCUGGAGACUGAAGGGUGAGGCCAUGUGGUCACCACCCCGGGCCAGACACGGCCCAGGCAAGGCUCAAGGCUUGGAGGUGGGCACCCCUUGGAGUGUUUGAGACAGCGAGGUGGGGGGAGGCUGGGGUGGACAAGCAGGCCUGGGGUCUGGGGAAGAGGGCAACAUGGAUGCGCCACAGGUGACAGGUCCUGGUCCCAGGACCUGCGCACAUGUCCCCUCACAUGGCAGAGGGACUCAGAGAGGAUCAGGUCAAGGCCCCAGAGAUGGGGGUGAACCUGGAUUCCUGGGCACCCAGGGUCCUCACAAGGGUCCCUAUGAGGGGGGUAGGGGGCCAGGGUCAGAGAGUCGGGAAGGCGCGGCUCUGCCGGCCGUGCAGACGAAGGAGGGGCCCCGAGCCGAGGCUGCAGCGCCUCUAGAAGCUGGAAGAGGGGGACACGGUUCUCCCGAGGUCCCUGGAGGAGCCGGCCCUGCCCACCCAGAUUUGGGGGAGUGAGGCCUGUGUGGGCCCCAGGCCCUGGAACCUGAGAGAAUGAACGUGUGGCUAGGCUAGGCCACCUUGUUUGAUCAGGCACAGCAGCCCGGGGAAGGAACACCUGCACGAGGAGUCUGAAGCCAUCAGAAUCCCUCUUUGGAGCACCCCACGCUAGAGGACAGGCAGGGCUUGCAGAGCGCACCCUGUACCCGGGCCCGCUACCCGCCAAGGGCCUGCCUCAGCCCGCAGGCCCCCCCCAGGCUUGAACUGCUGCGGGAAGCAAGGGUGGAGCUGAGCCCAGGCUGAGGGCUCAGGUCUACAGCACUGAGCUGGCUGACACCGUGAGGCACAACCACAUGGUGCCCAGACCCCGGGGGAGCAGUGCAGCUCAGCCCUUGCCAUGCACCGGCACAGAAGGAAAACGCCAACCACCUGCUUCUCUAAGUAGGUAUAUUUUUAAAUAGCUUUCAAGAUACACAUAUUUUUUCCUUUAAAAAACAUCUGUC
Molecule: messenger RNA, 2027 nt
Organism: Manis pentadactyla (Chinese pangolin)
Lineage: Eukaryota; Metazoa; Chordata; Mammalia; Pholidota; Manidae
Gene: FGF22
Product: fibroblast growth factor 22
Biological process (GO): positive regulation of cell population proliferation; positive regulation of gene expression; positive regulation of protein phosphorylation
Cellular component (GO): cytoplasm
Molecular function (GO): fibroblast growth factor receptor binding; growth factor activity
Source: RefSeq, a predicted model, not a curated record